This is a messenger RNA of Lynx canadensis (Canada lynx), 3023 nucleotides long. It is a transcript of the gene TJAP1, whose product is annotated as tight junction associated protein 1. NCBI's taxonomy places the organism in Eukaryota, Metazoa, Chordata, Mammalia, Carnivora, Felidae. The coding region runs from base 718 to 2394 and encodes 558 amino acids. The transcript has 10 exons. Gene Ontology annotation, cellular component: trans-Golgi network. Gene Ontology annotation, biological process: Golgi organization. The record is from RefSeq and is a predicted model, not a curated record.
UGGAGUAGUUGGGCCGGGAGGCUAGAGUGGGGGGGGAUCGUAGGGACACUAGCGCGGAGUAGGGGCGGAGGAGGCACUAGCUCCGGGGUUAAGAAGAGGAAAUGGAAUGGGGGAAGGUUGGAGGCGGAGAGAAAUAAAGAGGGAGACGGGCGGAGGGGAGGGGGCCUAGGAUCCAGUGGCGGCCCUGGGGGAGCGGUCUAGCGCAUGGGAACAAGAAGUAGGUGUGCAGGCCCUGAAGAAGCAGUCACGAAUUGGAGGGGAAUUUCUUAACCAAGAGUUAAGAAAGAAGCCUGGAGCUUGUGGCCGAGGCCCGACUGUACCCGGCCGGUAGGAGAGAGGUCUUUCCCGUGGAGGAGGAUAGUGGGGAAGGGGAGAAGAGAGACCUGGAGGAUGUUGGGCAGGUUUGGUAAGGAGGGAACUAAACCCAGUCAGAUGACCCUUCUCCAGACUUAGAUCAGCCUUUCCAGAGUUCCUAUAGCAUCUGCCCCAAUUUCAGCUGAAGACUCAGGGGCCCCAGGGACCGGAAGAAAUCACAGUGCCUCCUUGGAAAGAAGAAGAGGUAGCGACUUGCCCCAGCUCAACCCCAGAGCGGGAGCUGUUGGCUAGAGGAAGUGGAGGGGCCGUGGGAUGCAGAGAGCCGAGGGCUAACUCUGGGACAGCGGAACAGAGAGAGCUGCCGACGAUCAGACGCAGGUUGAGGAGCCCUCACCUCCCAGGAUGACCAGCGCAGCCCCUGCUAAGAAACCGUACCGUAAGGCCCCACCUGAGCAUCGGGAGUUGCGGCUGGAGGUUCCUGGAUCCCGGCUGGAGCAGGAGGAGCCCCUGACCGAUGCAGAGAGGAUGAAGCUGUUGCAGCAGGAGAACGAGGAGCUCCGCCGGCGCCUGGCCUCAGCCACCAGGCGCACCGAGGCCCUGGAGCGCGAGCUGGAGAUCGGGCAGGACUGCUUGGAGCUGGAGCUGGGCCAGAGCCGCGAGGAGCUGGACAAAUUUAAGGACAAGUUCCGCAGGCUUCAGAACAGCUACACGGCUUCCCAGAGGACCAACCAGGAGCUGGAGGACAAGCUGCACACACUGGCCUCUCUUAGCCACAGCUGGAUCUUUGCAAUCAAGAAAGCGGAGAUGGACAGGAAGACGCUGGACUGGGAGAUCGUGGAGCUGACCAACAAGCUGCUGGACGCCAAGAACACCAUCAACAAGCUGGAGGAGCUCAAUGAGCGGUACCGGCUGGACUGCAACCUGGCUGUGCAGCUCCUCAAGUGCAACAAGUCCCACUUCCGCAACCACAAGUUCGCCGAUCUGCCCUGUGAGCUACAGGACAUGGUUCGGAAACAUCUGCACAGUGGUCAAGAGGCUGCCAGCCCGGGCCCCGCCCCUAGCCUGAUGCCAGGGGCUGUGGUACCCACCUCGGUCAUUGCCCGGGUGUUAGAGAAGCCAGAGUCUCUACUGCUCAACUCAGCCCAGUCAGGCAGUGCCGGGCGCCCCUUGGCCGAGGAUGUCUUUGUGCACGUGGACAUGAGUGGGGGGGGCCCGGGUGACCCAGCCAGUCCCCCAGCCCCUGGCAGCCCCACCUCACAACCCAAUGGGGAAUGCCGCUCCCUGGGCACUGCUGGGGGCUCCCCAGAGGAGGAGUUGCCCCUGCCAGCCUUUGAGAAGCUGAGCCCCUACCCCACCCCAUCUCCACCACACCCGCUGUAUCCUGGCCGCAAGGUAAUCGAGUUCUCUGAGGAUAAGGUGCGAAUCCCCCGCAACAGCCCCCUGCCCAACUGCACUUACGCCACCCGCCAGGCCAUUUCCCUGAGCCUGGUGGAGGAGGGCGGUGAGCGGGCCCGCCCCAGCCCAGUGCCCAGCAGCCCUGCCUCAGCCCAGACCUCCCCCCGCCACGAGCCCAGCCCUGUCCCCCCAGCACUCAGUGCCCCGGCCAGCUCUGCCAGCUCUGAGGAGGACCUGCUAGCCAGCUGGCAGCGGGCAUUUGUGGACCGCACUCCACCCCCAGCCGCCGUGGCCCAGCGCACAGCCUUUGGACGUGAUGCCCUCCCUGACCUGCAGCGCCACUUUGCUCUUAGCCCCGCUGACAGAGAUGAGGAGGUUCUGGCGCCUUCUUCCCCACCUGGUGAGAGUGGGCUUUUGCUGCCAACAGAAGCUGAUUCUGGCCUUCCCAGGGAGGAGGAAGAAGAGCUGAACCUGCCCAUCAGCCCUGAGGAAGAACGCCAGAGUCUGCUGCCCGGUGAUAAUGGCACAGAUCAGGGGCCUGUCACUUCCCACACUGACGGCAGGGCCUGGGCACUCCCCAGCUCCAGCCGUCCCCAGCGCAGCCCCAAGAGGAUGGGGGUGCACCACCUUCACCGCAAGGACAGCCUGACCCAGGCCCAAGAGCAGGGCAACCUGCUCAACUAGGCCCCCCCACCCCACCGUCGCCCUCCUGCCCCUGCUGCUCUGCUCCCUGUGCAGUGGUGUCAGGUGGGCCACGCCAGGCCUUGUAGCUGCGCUGCCUGUGUCUGGCACCAGCUUGUCUCAUGGCUUUUCCCUUUUCUUGGAAUAUUUAUUCCCCAAGGGUAACAUGCAGCUGGGGCUCAAGACCUUUCUUCCGGUUGGCCCAAGUUGGGCUGUUCUGGACUGCGGAGGGGUCUAUCGUAUCAGUGUUCAUCUUCCAUCCCCCUUUCAUACCCGCAAGUUUUAUUUUUUGUGGUUCCCCCCUCCCCCCCCCGGGGUCGGGAGGGGGACGUCGUCGGGGACGAUUAACCUCUAAUUUCUAUUUUCUGCCUGUUUUCCUCUCCCCUCAAGUCCUCUGCACGAGCUGUUGCCUUCAAGGGGCCCUUGGGGGAUGAGGGAGAGGACUCACUCAGGGCUCGCCUCAGCUGUGUCCAUCCUCCCUCUGGAAGGGAGGAGAGGGAGGGAUUCAGGGGCCUCAAGCUGGGCUCUAGGUGAGGCCUGGCCCCCUCCCGACCUUGGCUCUAGACUGUUACUCCCAGCUUUGGGAAGUUUUCACAUCGAUGACUAUUUUAAAAUUAAAACUAUUUUACUGA